Molecule: messenger RNA, 1617 nt
Organism: Sclerotinia sclerotiorum 1980 UF-70
Lineage: Eukaryota; Fungi; Ascomycota; Leotiomycetes; Helotiales; Sclerotiniaceae
Exons: 3
Coding region: 1-1617 (538 amino acids)
Biological process (GO): protein dephosphorylation
Molecular function (GO): protein serine/threonine phosphatase activity
Source: RefSeq, a predicted model, not a curated record
AUGUAUUGGCGAAGGUUCUCCCUGGCUCUUGUUUCAGGGUUUGUUGGAUAUGGCGCAUGGUACACAUACAACGGAGACGGAAUUCUCACCAAAGAAGCCAGUCCAAUUUCCACCGCACAACAAUCUUACGACUUUGCAAGCAGUACCGUCUAUUCAACACCGAUGGGGCCGGAAGAGACCGUAGAUGCUAGAAAAGCUGUAAUUGUCGGUACAGAUGGUCUUUAUACUGACACGAUUGAAGGUCCAAUUUCAAAGGAUACCGACGAUUCUGGCAGGAAGGUGUUGGAGAUGUUAACACCAGAUCAAGCGACGUCAAAAUUGCGCAGAAAUGAGGAGUCUUAUUUUGUUGGUCGUGGUAAAGGAGUUGUGCGAUAUGAUGUAGUUCAAAUUCCAAGUAAUGAUCCCAUCGAAGACGAUCAUUCGGAAAAGAUUAUUGAGACGAAUGAAACAAUUUCUGGGUCUCCUAAUUCACCUUCCGAUUGGAUGUUCUGGGGUGUAUUUGAUGGCCAUUCAGGCUGGACCACUUCUGCGAAAUUACGACAAGUCUUGAUCAAUUAUGUUGCUAGAGAACUCAAUUCUACCUACCAAGCCUCCCCGAACCCGUCCAACGAUGCCAUUGAAGCCGCGAUGAAGACUGGGUUCACGAGACUCGACAAUGAGAUUGUACAUGAAAGUGCGCAGAAAGUAAUGAAGGGCAAUUCAAAACUAGUCGCAGCGGAAUUGUUAGCCCCAGCAUUAUCCGGAUCGUGCGCACUCCUUUCCUUCUACGAUACAAACACAGGUCUCUUGCGUGUUGCAUGCACAGGAGAUUCUCGUGCAAUCUUGGGACGACGAAACGACAAUGGAAAAUGGGCUGCUACAGCGUUAUCAAUCGAUCAAACCGGUAGCAAUCAAGAUGAGGAGGCUAGAAUGAGAAAGUUACAUCCUGGAGAAGAUCAUGUCAUUAGGAAUGGCCGAGUCCUAGGUGGUCUGGAGCCUACUCGCGCAUUCGGUGAUGCAACUUACAAAUGGACUCGUCAAGUCUCCGAGCGAUUGAAGGAAUCUUUCUUUGGAAGAACUCCAUCUGCUCUUCUUAAAACUCCUCCAUACGUCACCGCGGAGCCUGUGGUCACUACUACCAGGAUUCAACCCGAAAGAGGAGACUUUGUUGUGAUGGCAACGGAUGGACUUUGGGAGAUGCUCUCCAAUGAAGAGGUGGUUGGAUUAGUUGGCCAAUGGAUCGAUAAACAUUCCGCGGAUUCAAAUGGGAACUCUGCAAGCUCAUGGACAAAAAUGUUUACAGCGUCUCAAAAGGGGUUGCCAGUAGAAGCAAGUAAAGAUAACAACAACAGUGGUCAGAAAGCCCCAAUCAGACAGCGUCAAUGGGGCGUUAAGGAGAGUGAUAGAUUUGUUGUUGAGGACGAAAAUGUUGCCACACAUUUGGUCCGUAAUGCGUUGGGUGGAAAGGAUAAGGACAUGGUUUGCGCUUUAUUGUCAUUACCUGCUCCUUAUUCUAGAAGAUAUCGAGAUGAUCUUACAGUAGAAGUUAUCUUCUUCGGUAACGGUCCGAAAUCCGGCGAUCUCAUUGUCAACAAAGAAGCAAGCGCUAGCGCAAAUAACGUCAAGCCUAAACUCUGA